This is a messenger RNA of Haliotis rubra (blacklip abalone), 4099 nucleotides long. RefSeq names its product G-protein coupled receptor GRL101-like. Gene Ontology annotation, molecular function: protein binding; G protein-coupled receptor activity. The record is from RefSeq and is a predicted model, not a curated record. Gene Ontology annotation, cellular component: membrane. Gene Ontology annotation, biological process: G protein-coupled receptor signaling pathway. NCBI's taxonomy places the organism in Eukaryota, Metazoa, Mollusca, Gastropoda, Lepetellida, Haliotidae. The coding region runs from base 455 to 3652 and encodes 1065 amino acids. The transcript is spliced from 24 exons.
UUGCAAGGCUGCAGUCUGGAAUCUUAUAUUACUCCCUGAUUAAAUGAAGAAAGCGAGAGAACUCAAUCUCGUGCCUUCAAUGCCCGCUCCCGUUGAGAUAUUGGCUGUAUCGAUAAGUGAACAUUAGGGAAACAAUAUAGACUUCCUCCGUCGAUUUGUAGCACGGGACUUUUCCUUUGCGUUCUCAAUUCCAUUUACAGCCUCUCGAAUCUGUGCUAAAAGACCCAAGCGAAUUCACGUAUCAACUUCAUAGCUGAAAAAAGACAGAGCGUAGACUUUUCCUCCGUUCAGUCUGCGCCGUCAGGGGGCGCUACGUCGGAUUUAUGAACCAGAGAUUGGUUAGAUUGAAGUAGGUGCUGACUGCUCUGUCAAUGGUAAGACAAAUGUGAUUUGGAAGUUUAUUCGUGGACGUUUGUAAAGAGCAGGGAGCUCUUGGAUGAAGCUGUGGUGAAGGAUGUCGACGAAGAUGCUGUGUGUCUUGUUUGUGAUGAUACACCUAUGCCUCGCUCAACACUCAGCGUUUGAUGUCCUAGAGGUACACGAAAAGGAGGAUGAAAGAUGCAAUUUUGAGGGUGUGUUCAUGUGCCACGACAUAGAGACGCCCUGCAUAAACCGGACACUCGUGUGUAAUGGGAUCAGCGAGUGCCCCGAUGGGAGAGACGAGAGUCCAUUGGAGUGCGUGACGUAUGAGUGCCCGAGCACCCAUUUCAAGUGUAACAACGAUUUCUGCAUUCCGAAAGAUAAAAUGUGCAACUUCAUCGACGAUUGCCAGGACAACUCGGACGAGAUCAACUGCAACCGGCGAAGUUGCUACCAGACUGAGUUCAGAUGCAACAACUCCGAGUGUAUCCCUGCUGCAUAUCUGUGCGAUAAGCAAAAGGAUUGUUUGGAUGGAUCUGAUGAAGACUUUCAAAGCUGUCUUCAUCACGUGCGCUGUGACAUCGGUCUAUAUGUGUCAAGUGAGCAAGUAUGUGACGGAUGGGUAGACUGCUUCGGGUCACAGAAAGACGAAGCUGACUGUGGACCGUGUUCCCCCCAACAAUAUCGCUGCAACAACAAUCGAUGCAUACGCGAGGCCAACGUCUGCGACGGCCAUUGUGACUGCUUCACAUGUGAAGACGAGCUUAACUGCGGCAGUAUAGAAUGUGUACGAGGAAGUGGCUUCCGAUGCCGCAGAAAUGAUAAAUGUAUUGACAACAAGUACCUGUGUGAUGGCGUGAAUGACUGCCAGGACUACAAUGUGGGCUCAGAUGAAAACUAUUGCUCUCAGAACAUCAGCGAUGUGUGUGCAGAAUUCCCCCGUUCCAGUCGGCAUUUUGCAUGUCCAGAUGGUCAGUGCAUACCAGCUAAAGGUCAAUGUGACUACAUCGCAGACUGUCUUCAUGGGGAGGACGAGAGUGGAUGUGAUUUUAAGCAGUGCGCCGAUGGCGAUUUCCGGUGCAAGAACGAGCAAUGCGUCCCAAUGAUGAACCGCUGUGAUGGCGCCUUUGACUGUUGGGAUCGUUCAGAUGAAGUUGGAUGCGAGGUGUUUGCUUGUAAAGAUGGCUACCGGAGGUGCACAGCUGGAAUGUGUGUAGAGGCAAAGAAGUGGUGUGAUCACGUCAAAGACUGUCCUGAUCAAUCGGAUGAGAUCAACUGCCCAUAUAGAGAAUGUCAGCCCGAUGAGUUCAGAUGUAACAACAAGCAGUGUAUAAGCCGGGAGUUUGUGUGUGACUACUCUAAAGAAACUCGCCAAUUUGGGUGCACUGAUGACUCUCAUCUACUCAACUGCACAAACAAGAUCUGUAAGCCAGGGCAGUUCAAGUGUAGGAACAGCUACUGCAUAUCCAUUCUACAGAAGUGUGAUGGCCACAUAGACUGUGCGAUGACCUACUGGGACGAACAGGGCUGUGAAUUCCCUUGCCCAUACCAGGACGAUAGAUGUAAAUGUCUACACGAGUCAAUGGAUUGCAGUAACCGCAGUUUGCACUCCUUACCAAUCAUACAGGAUACAGCUCUCUCCAAGUUCGAUCUUUCAAAUAACCAAAUAAAUAUCACAAGUGAUACCUUUGCGGACCUUGAUCGUCUUACGUACCUCGACCUCAGUAACAAUUCUAUAUACCAUCUUCCUGAUGGCUGCUUCCGAAACCUAUGGCGUCUCGCAACACUGAACCUGGAAGACAACCUUCUAACGGCACUGAGCAAUGCAACUUUCUAUGGUCUCUCAGGCUUACGGCAGCUGCAUCUUUCUGGUAAUCGCAUACAGACGAUCUAUCCCGAUGCUUUCUUCGGCCUGUCAGCUUUGAGAACAUUAGACCUGAGUCAGCAACAAAUAACAGCACUGCCACUGGACGCAUUCUUAGGAUUACGGAAUGCCUCUGCAUUGAACCUCUCCGGAAACAUAAUUGACUUCAUAGAGGGCGGCGCCUUCAACGGCUUGGAUAAACUUCAAGUAUUAGACAUCAGAGGCAACAACAUCUCUACCAUAGACAAAUACGUAUUCCGUAUACGCAACCUGGAUACACUGUACACCGAUGAGUAUAGGUUUUGUUGUUUGGCGAAGGGAGUCCGCAACUGUUACCCACAGCCUGACGAAUUCUCGUCCUGUGAGGACCUAAUGUCCAACUAUAUACUACGAGUCAGUAUAUGGAUCCUUGGGAUGGUAGCCUCGUUUGGAAACCUGCUUGUGAUUGGAUGGAGAGCACGUGAUCUACGCGGGGGCAAGGUACAUUCGUUCCUGAUCACCAAUCUGGCUAUCGGCGACUUCUUCAUGGGCGUAUACCUCAUGAUCAUCGCCGUCGUGGACUCCUACUACCGCGGUGUCUACAUCAUCCAUGACUACUUCUGGCGAGCAAGUAAUCUCUGUCGAUUUGCUGGCUUCAUCUCCACCUUCUCCAGCGAGUUAUCAGUAUUCACCCUUACAGUUAUCACCCUGGACAGACUCAUCUGCAUCAUCUUCCCGCUUAGACUUAAAAGACUUGGACUUAAAGAGGCCACUGUGGUCAUGAUCCUGGUGUGGGUGGUGGUGUUUACCUUAUCCAUCUUGCCACUAAUGGGAUUAGAUUACUUUGAACAUUUCUAUGGCAGGUCCGGAGUCUGCCUCGCCCUCCACGUGACGCGAAAACGUCCUCCUGGCUGGGAGUAUUCAGUUGCGGUGUUCCUCGUCCUCAACUUUGUUUCCUUUGUGGCUAUAUUCCUCUCCUACUUAUGGAUGUUUAUAGUGGCAAAGAGGACACGGAAAGCUGUUCGGACAACAGAGUCAAAGUCCGAUGCUGCAAUGGCCAGAAGAAUGACUUUAAUUGUUAUGACGGAUUUUUUCUGUUGGGUGCCCAUCAUCUUAUUGGGAUUUGCUUCUCUUGGAGGCGCACAUGUCCCGUCCCAGGUUUAUGCCUGGAUCGCCGUGUUUGUGCUGCCACUCAACUCGGCCAUCAACCCUGUUCUUUACACUAUUUCUACAGCUCCAUUUCUCGGCAACGUCAGGAAGAGAGCAUAUCGCUUUAGGAAGUCCUUCAUGAGCUCACUCAGUAUGGACACGAAACACAGCUAUGUUGAUGAACGUUCAACAUCAGUUUGGGACCGGAAGUCGCCGUACAGGCAUAUGGACUUAAUACGCAUGCGUAAUAUGAACAAUCGAUCCGAUGUCCAGUCGCAGUCGGAUCAGUCAGAUUACUAAGAGGCUCUGGAAUUCAAGAUCCGUGUGUUUAAGCGACGCAGAUGCUAUUUGUAAAACACGUACAGGCGAUGGUAUCUUGUAAUUCCUAAUUUGUUCUGCACCAUGUGCAGCAAAUGGGUUUUCCAAAUGAAAAGAAUAUCAAUAGGAUCGUUUGUUGUCGCUGAAACACAUGGAUAUGGGAAACUGGAGCAUAUUGCCUGAAUCAUGGUCCAUUGUUACGGGGAAUGGUCCCAAUGAAUUCCAUCCAAAUUUGUAAAUCACAUUUUGAGGAAAGGCACCACAUUAUCAAAGUUUUCAAUGACAUCCGAAAGCAUAACCACGGUGUUAACGAUGUACUUACUGUGUAAAUGUCUGUUUGUUACUGAAGAACGUUAAAAGUCUAUAAUUGAAAUAUCGUUCUGAAUAUGGUAUAACGAAUAUUAUACUUUUUAUUGAACUGGUCACGAA